ACGAACGUCGUGCGACCAAGCAGGACGCCAACUGCGCGUACAGAACAGGGCCAAACCUAGCGACAGUAGCUCAGUGACAGGUGAAAGAGAUUUUCCCCCUGGCCUGACGCGGCUGUGUGGGUGUGUGUGUGACGAGUUUUGGGUGGAAUUGUUUGGUGCCGGAGUCAAGAUAUUACCGGACACCUGAGCUGUUGUAGCUGCUGGGAGUGUGCUUCAAGUGCUUCUCUGUGCGCCGGAGGGAACAACAACAACUUGCUUACUUGAGCACAGAAGCCUGAAGUGGGUUCUUCCAUCAGGCGUGUAGCUAGUGUGCGUGUGUGUGUAUGUGUGUGUUACGAAAUGCGAAUGUGAGCAGAGAAGCCUCCCAAACGUCACACCUCACUUCCGUUAUCACGAGCCCGCUCAUUCACUCCCACCUCUAUGCGUAUUAUUCGUUCGUAGGAAAACCAUUUCCAUUUUAUCUUCUCGAGGCAGAGUUGGUGCGCCAUCACGAGUGCCAAAACACAACCAAUUGCUACCCUUGUCCGAGGUGUGAGAUUGUGGAAAAGCCCUUGAAGGUGCGUGUGUGUGUGUUUUAGUAAAGUGCAAAAAUUUCCCUUCAUUCAGCGAGCCGUGUGAGCUUCCCUUGCUCCCCAGUGCGCGCGUGUCAUGUGAGAGGGUGUAAGAUAGGAGCGUGUGCGUGUGUGUGUGUGUGCGUUCGGAAAAUGCAAUCACAACGUCAAGCGUAACCGCAUCCCUUUCGGGAAGGGGACGAGCAGCGAGCGGAGCAUAUGGAAUGAUGCUGCCAGGAGGAGCCAUAGUAACGCGACGCCUGCCUGUUCGGCUACCAACUGACGGCGUCAAGGCAGUAGCAGGGCCGACCUGUCAAACUCGGAGCGUUUAGUGUCGCCCUUGGAAGCCCCUCCACACCGAUCAAAGUGCAGCAGCAGCCCCCCAAAAUCCGAAUGAUUGGCACCGCCACUGUUUGCACGGAAACGGAAUACUGCUGGACCAUUGUGUAGUGUUUGGAGUCAACCGUAAGGAGGAGCAGCACCAUCAGCAGGUUUAACGUCUCGUAAGUGUAAUCAUCCUGCGGAUUAGGAAAACAACCAUUUUGCCAAAAUGAGGAUGGACGUGUUCCGAUGGCUUCCCGGGGCGUGUGGCAGCCUUGGCCCGGCGCUAAUUCCACCGGCCCACAUCGCGGUGCUGUGGUACUUCUGGCAAAACUAUUCCCGGUUCGUGGACAAACGCUUCUGUUCCUGUUCCUGCUGGGAUACCGUCUUCAAGGGAACGUACGAGUCGGGCAUUGCGUCCUACAAGCACAUGUACUUCAACGCAACGCAAAACACGAUGAAGAUGUGGCUGCUGAUCGUGGUCGGUGUGAUCGCGCUGUACGAGUGCACCAAGCAUCUCGUCCAGCUGCUGCUCCAGUGCAAGGUGCGCUACACGAUGAUUGUGCUGUUUCUGCUGUCCAUCUUCUCGCACUACUACGCCUGGUGGGCGUAUCUGAACUACUACAACGACGAGUACUACCACCAGUGGAACCAUCAGCUCUUCUUUACCAUUACCGAGCUCAUAUCAACCAGUGUCGUGCUGCAUUUGGCGAAUGUGGAGAAUCAAGUGACCGCCCGCAAAACGCUUAGCAUCGUCGGCAUCGCCCUGCUGCACAUUCUCGCGAGCGGUGUCGAUCAGUUCAUAUCAAACGUGUUUCGCGGCGAAGGUUAUCCCCAUCAGGUCGUGCGGGAUCUGGGCUUUAUGAUACCGGACGUGAUGCAUCUGUUGCUGCCGCUGUGGUUGCUGCGGCAAACGCGCCUGGAAAGCUUCAGCACGCGCCCCUUCUACCGGGAUCGAAACCUGCGCCGCGAUGUGGUGCUGAUGUUCUUCUUCGUUACAGUAUUAUUCACCAUCUGUUCGUUCCUCUAGAAGGAGGAGCGCGAUGCACGGCGGGAGGUGUUGUAGACUGAGUGAGAGUUUCUUCCUCUCAUCCCCAUCCACCACCACCACCUCCACCAUCAUUUCAUCUCACCGUGAGCGUGCAUCAGCUUGGAGACACACCCGGACAGAUCGGACGUACGUACACAACACCUACUUAUCAACGAACCACCGUCCUCGAGAUAAGGAAACUUGAAGCCAAAUCAAAAAGCAAACAGUAGUAAUCAACCCUUCCCACUUUACUAUUAAUUUACCCUUUUUUGCUGUCGGUAAACUGCGCAUCGAUUGGAAUCGAUUUUCGAGGAACAAAGGGCAACGGCUUUCUACUCGAUUUUUUGCGAUCACGCACGACAGCCAAGCUCAAUCACAUGCCGGGCUGCCCGUAUUAGUAGGAGUAGUAGCAGUAGAAAGUGUAUGAAAUAGGGAAAAGGUUACAAACACACACAAAAAAUGAGACAGUUUUAACGCAAAACCACGUAACAGGCUUCCAGCAGCAGCAGCAGCAGCAGCAGCAGCGCAAAUAGAUUACAAGGGAACAUAUCCAGCAAUUUAAAGGCGAGCAGCAGCUACACACAACACACACACAAAUCAUCUAGAUCAGAAGAAAAAAUCGUAUCAGCAACCGUACUGCUAGGAGAAGUAGGAAAAAAACGCUAAAACGAACGCAAAUGGUGCAAGCAUUUAUCGGCUUCCCGUUUGCAGCAAAGUCUGAUUUUUAUCAUCACUAUACUGUUGGAGCUUUUUAAAUUAACCUGUUGGUGGUGGUGUUGGUGGUGAUGCUGUUGCCAUAUCAAAGAGUGUGUGUGUGUGUGUGUGUGUUUGCCUCUCAGCUCCAUUUUGUCAGUUGCGUUUGGACGUGGCAAGCCACCAACAAGGCUGUUUUGUCGUGCGAAUUGCAUACUUUUAGGCGUGGUUUUGUCAAUUCUGACUGUCUGACAGUGGCAUUGUACGUUUUAGAACACAAACCUGCUCCGUUUGUUGCGUAUCACGGACAGAUCGUACACCACACGAUCAAGUGAUCACAAGGGAUAGUGGCGAAAGCAUGCGUGUAGUGGAAUAGGAAAGAAGGUGGCUAAAACAGUAGCAUCGGACGGAGAGAAUCGUACUUCUAGAAUGUAGACAAUAAAAUACAAGAUUUAUAAGUAUGUAAGCAAAAACCAAAAAACAAGGGCAAACCCGUUAGGACAAAAACAAACAAACACACACAGUAACGCGCCUACAUUUAAUCGCAGUUAAAAAAAAGGAAGAUAAAAAUGGAAGGAAAAAUAGGAAAAAUAAUUAAAUAAUAUAACAAAAGAAGAAGGAAGGAAGGAAGGAAGAGGAAAGUAAAACCAAACCCACUUAGAAUAGCCCACGUGAACAAACAAACAAAAAACCCGUAUUAUACAAACAGUUGUAUAAAAAGAAAGUCAGUAUAUAUAUAUUAAACAAAUAUUAUUUAUACACACACAAACACACACGCGGUUCAUGGAGUUUAGGAUAAGUUAAGUUAAGUUACGCGCAGUUAUCGUAGUCAUAGAGUGAUUAAAACAAAAACCGGAAAUACUUAAAAAGUAACGGAACGAAAAGGGAACGUGUAUGUGUGUGUGGGUGUGUGUUAUGAAUUAGUAGUAGCGGUAGAUUCAAUCGUAAGAGAAAUAAGACGUAAAAGAAGCGGGGUGGGUAAUAAGGGCGGGUUGGUUGGUGAAUGAAAAGAUACUUCCAAAAUGACCACAAAUCCCCGGACUCGACCAGGCCCCGCCCCAGAAUGGUUUGUUAGGGAUGACAGGCCCAAACCCUCCCCCCAAACCCGAAGUGAUCGUUAACGUACUUCCUUGCUAGCGCAUAGUGCUGGUUCAUCCCCCCCCCACCCCCUCCCCCAAAACCAGUUUUUUAGUGUACCAUAGAGUGCGUAGAUUCAUACAUAUUAUAUACAGCAUACACAUAUAAAAGGCAGCAUAAAAAGCGUUCGACACACACACACACAUACCAAGGCCCUUUAUUACUUGAGGAAGGCAAUGGAAAGAAGGAGAGAGAGACAUGGGUAUGAGCCGUUUGAGUAGUACGUAGGCAAGAAAGUGAAGGGACGGAGCGGAUGUGUGUAGUAGCUGUUUUUCCAUUUGUUUUUUGUUGUUGGAUAGCGGAUAAGGGUAUAGCGAUAAGCAGAAACGGUAGAAGUUGUUAAGGGGGGAAAACACGUUUGUGUGCGAUUCGUCGGUAGGUUUAAAUCUGUUUUAUUUGGUGAUUCCUGAACCUAACGACAAGAAAAAAACGAACAAGUAACAAGCGCCACUAAUUAUUCAGUUUCAUUCUAAUCCAAACGCGGUAGUGAGAAAGUAGUUUGCGAACACACAAAUAGAAUGAAAGCCCAACAGCCAUUGUAGAGAGCAGGAAUGUCCAGCCGGAUGAUUUGUUUGUAAGUGAAUGAAUGAAACCUUCCAAAACUUGCCGCGAGUUUGUUCCACAACACACAAUCUCAAUCUCACACAAUAAAUAAGGUUUUAUUUUUGACUGAACAAAACGGCAGUUGAAUGAAA
Molecule: messenger RNA, 4427 nt
Organism: Anopheles coluzzii
Lineage: Eukaryota; Metazoa; Arthropoda; Insecta; Diptera; Culicidae
Exons: 5
Coding region: 1102-1902 (266 amino acids)
Source: RefSeq, a predicted model, not a curated record